Molecule: messenger RNA, 2485 nt
Organism: Choloepus didactylus (southern two-toed sloth)
Lineage: Eukaryota; Metazoa; Chordata; Mammalia; Pilosa; Megalonychidae
Gene: TMEM182
Product: transmembrane protein 182
Exons: 5
Coding region: 1-690 (229 amino acids)
Cellular component (GO): membrane
Source: RefSeq, a predicted model, not a curated record
AUGAGACUAAAUGUUGCCAUCUUUUUUGGGGCUCUCUUUGGUGCUUUGGGGGUGUUGCUCUUUUUGGUGGCUUUUGGAUCAGAUUAUUGGCUUCUUGCAACUGAAGUGGGAAGAUGUUCAGGUGAACAGAAUAUACAGAAUGUCACUUUUCACCAUGAAGGAUUCUUCUGGAGAUGUUGGUUUAAUGGGUUUAUUGAAGAGAAUGAUUCCAAUAUCUGGAAGUUCUGGUACACCAAUCAGCCACCGUCCAAGAACUGCACGCACGCUUACCUGUCACCAUACCCCUUCAUGCGGGGCGAGAACAAUUCGGCCUCCUAUGACUCUGCAGUUAUUUACCGCGGUUUCUGGGCAGUCCUGAUGCUCCUGGGGGUAGUUGCUGUCAUGACCGCCAGCUUUUUGAUCAUCUGUGCAGCCCCCUUUGCCAGCCAUUUUCUCUACAAAGCUGGAGGAGGCUCAUAUAUUGCUGCAGGCAUCCUGUUCUCCCUGGUGGUGAUGCUCUAUGUCAUCUGGGUCCAGGCAGUGGCUGACAUGGAAAGCUACAAAAAUAUGAAGAUGAAAGACUGCUUGGAUUUCACCCCUUCUGCUCAGUAUGGCUGGUCAUUUUUUCUGGCCCCAGCUGGGAUAUUUUUUUCUUUGCUCGCAGGGUUACUAUUUUUAGUUGUUGGUCGGCAUAUUCAGAUACAUCACUAAUCAAACUGUUGCUGCCAGCAUUUUCUUAAAAGAGAUUUUAAAACAGAGCAUACUUUAAAAAAAAUUUGUUUCAGUGAUUCCGGAGUAGAAUCAGUUGAUAUAACUUUUCAGUUGCUAUUUGAAUUAAUGAUUUUGCUUAUGAUUUCUUAUGGUAAGAAGGUCCUACAGUCUUCUCCAGACACCACCAAGUUUCCAUUUUAUCUACAUGCUAUCAAAGAUCUUGUUCUUUGGGAAGCAGGUAAACUUGGCUUCGCUUUAACUUGCAGGUUGCAAAGGCCUAAUAAUAGUAUAACACCGUCACAUGGGUCAAAUCAAGAUUUGCUUUAAAGCCUUCUCAGCAUUCACUUCUGCUGCUGUUUAAGAAAAUCUUUGGAGAAUGAUUAAGAAUGGAAAACAAAUGUUGUCAGAGUAAUUUAAUUCAUUUCUUCUCCAUACACAUACAUAUCCAUAUCCACAGCCACUGACUACUGUGAGUAAAUUAUUCAUUGUUUAAAAAUAGAUAGCAGGAGUUAUGCAAGCUCACUGCUCAAAAUGGGCCACAACCAACAAAACUGAUAAUGUGUAGUUUGGUUAACUAAUCUCACUUAAUUGUGUAUGCUUACAUAAACCUUAAACUAUAUUUAAAAGCAGAAAAUCUAUACAAGAAAAUCAUGUAUAAAGUAGAUUGAAUUUUAUGAACUUACAGUGGGUUAAUUGUAUGUAUAACAUGGUUUAAAAUAUGUGAAAUCCAUGCACCUUAGCUUAAUACAUAAUUCUAUUUGAUGUUUUAAAAUCUUAUUUAAAAAUUACACUGCUAAGCUAUGCAAUAUGUGAAAAUUUAUUAAAGAAAUGUGCUUUUAAUAUCCAUGAGCUAUGAACUUUCAAAAACACUUCCAUAUGAGGAUCACAAUAGCCUUGUUUUAUAAAGACUAUGAAAUAUUAACUUUUCCCAAGAUUUUACUGGUUCUUGUUCUUCUGAUCAUUUGAUUCCCUUCAUUACUGUCCCUCAAUUUUUCAUCUUUGCACUAGAUAUAUUAACGUUUACAGAUCCGUUAUUUCCUUUAAGAAAAGUUUUUGUGGGGAAAAUAAUUCUUUAUUGUAUACUAGUGUAGACAUUUUGCAUAUCAAAGGUAUUCAUUUGGCACCAAUUUUGAUUGAAAUCAAAUCCAUCUGAAACAUCUAGGUAGUAUUUGCAUUUUGGAAGCCUCCAUGAAGGAGCUUGGUGGUAGUGAAGGAAAAGAGAAAUGACGUGGGAGUUGUGUUUGGUGCACAGCGUUUCAUUCCACAGCUGUUGUGAAUACAAGAGGCAUGACUCAGAGGCAGAGAAAGAGUGACCACCUGGAAGAUGCUGUGGGGUAGCUGGUUGUCCAAUGUCGCUGUUCCUGUGAUGGAGAAAAGGCCAGCAUCUUCUCUGCAAACCUCCUCCUUUCCCAUUAAGUCUUGUUUUUAUGGGAGGAAGCUUUGGAGGAAUAGCAAGAUCUGAAGUAUCUACAGAAUCCGGAAGGCAUGUUAGCAGUCAGGACUUGCUUGUAAUAAUAAAAAAGCUUCAAGGGUUUCGCUAGUUUCUCCAGAGAUUUCAGUUAUAGCCAAAACAUUUUUGUGGGACUUUAUCUAUUCUAUUUCAUUUUUAUAUCGCUUCAUUUGACUCUCUGCUUUUGGCUUGAUUAUUAGAAAAGUAAUUAAGAGUUCUGCUCUGCAUAUUGACUGUGAUAUUAAGUUAUAGCAUGCCAUUGAGUUUUCCAGGCAAUGCUGGAUGUAUUGGAUUAGUUCAUGUCAUCUGUAAAUACAGUUCUUUUUUGUAGAACUUUGGAAUGGA